Molecule: messenger RNA, 596 nt
Organism: Acromyrmex echinatior (Panamanian leafcutter ant)
Lineage: Eukaryota; Metazoa; Arthropoda; Insecta; Hymenoptera; Formicidae
Source: RefSeq, a predicted model, not a curated record
UCCAAUGUCUCAGCAAUGUGAUAAUAUCCGCGAUAUUCUUGUGUGAAUUAACUCUUAAAUAUGUAAAAAUGAAAGAGGUAUAUUUGGUUGUGCUUUUAACGAUUUGCACAUACAUAUUAGCGAUAAAUAUCGAAGGACCGUAUUGUUUUCACUUCACAUGGCCAGGCCCUUCCCAUGCAGAAGUCAACAAGUUAGACUGUAAGGAAUAUAAUGAGAAUAUGCCAUUUAUUCCUUGUAUAGAACCAUUAUUUUUUUACGACAAAAAGCCAAAUGUAACUAAACUAUGGGAGGAUAUAGAUAAAAAUAAUAAUACAAGAUACAUACAACGAAUGCAACCUGGUUACGUUUGUGUAAGCUAUACAUUUAUGUACAAUGGCGCAGUUAUGAACAUCAGUUAUUUCCAUGGAAAAGUCACAGAAGAUCAAGUUACACCGAUUGUGUCAGACUGUUAUCUCAAACACACUGAAGGAUAUACUAUCGAAGUAUGUGCCUGUAAAUCUAAAAAUGGCAAUGUUAUGCCCUGUAACUCAACAAUAAGAAAUAGAUAUUCAACACUAAUUAUUUUUGCAGUUGUAGCCGUUUUGCUGUUUAUGUAA